GCUAAAAAUCAAAGACGAUUUUAACCGAAUGAGAGUGAAGUGACUCAAGUUCAAUCAAGUAAAUUUGUAAUAAAUGGUUGGAAUAUUUUAUAAGUUAUUUUAUAAGUGUUAAAUAAAGUCUUGCAGUCUUCGAAAUUGCCUUAAGUCGACCUUCAGAAAUGACCUUUAAACUUCACAGUCAAUAGGAUCAUGUGCGCAUGCGUAGAUUAUCCGUCAAAUUUUGUUUGGCGCGCUGAUAACCACGACCACUUGAUCACGAUGAAAUUACUUAUUUUAGUCGUUCGGCAGAUACCAUUUAAAACUCACGUUCCUAAACGUUUCUGCAGUAGCUUAAUUACUUACAUCGAAAAUGUCGAGUGAAGAAUCAAAUAGCAAUAGACAGAUGGCACGACAAAAUGGUAUUGUGCAACCUCUGCUCACUGAUCUUUAUCAGAUUACUAUGGCCUAUGCUUAUUGGAAGUCUGGAAAAGUGAAUGAUGUUGCUGUAUUUGAUUUAUUUUUCCGUACAAAUCCAUUCCAAGGAGAAUUUACUAUAUUUGCUGGUCUUGAAGAAUGUUUGAAGUUUUUAGAGAACUUUCAUUAUUCAGACAGUGAUAUACUAUACUUGCAACAGACUUUACCAGAUAAUAUUGAGCCUGAAUUCUUUGCAUACUUAAAGGAUUUAACUUGCAAGGAUAUAAGAGUUAGUGCUAUUGAGGAAGGCUCUGUGGUAUUUCCAAGAGUUCCCUUAUUACGAGUUGAAGGACCUUUAAUUGUUGCUCAGUUGUUGGAGACCACUUUAUUAACUCUCGUCAAUUUCGCAAGCUUAAUGGCAACGAACGCAGCCCGAUACAGAAUGGUCGCAGGAAAGAAUGUAUCUUUGCUGGAAUUUGGACUCCGACGAGCUCAGGGACCUGACGGCGGGUUGUCGGCUUCUAAAUAUGCUUAUAUUGGUGGAUUUGAUGGCACAAGUAAUGUGUUGGCUGGGAAAAUGUUUAACAUACCUGUCAAAGGGACUCACGCACAUUCAUUCGUCACAUCUUUUAGCACAUUGGAGGACAUAAAUUCUGUGAUAAUAAGGCACGCAGAGACACAAGAGCCGUGCAACCUCCUCGAACUGGCGAUAGAGUGGCGCAAACGAGUGUCCGCCAUCAUAGAUAUAUCUCCAGAGGAAGCGAGCGACGGCGAACUAGCUGCCCUCAUAUCCUAUGCCCUAGCAUUCCCCUCGGGCUUCUUGGCUCUAGUGGAUACGUACGAUGUCAAGAGGUAUAAUUUUCAAGGCUUACCGUCACGACACAGGCAGCAUAAUAUGAAUGGGCAUUCUGGCUACAAUAGCAACUGUGGAACCAAUGGUACUAGAGUACUAAAAUCACCGACUAUACAUAAUACAUAUGGAUUUAGCACGGUCGAACGCACACUGAGGAGUGGCCUACUAAACUUCUGUGCCGUGGCCCUAGCGCUACACGAUUGUGGAUACAGAGCCGUCGGUAUUCGUAUCGACAGCGGUGAUCUGGCUUAUUUGUCUGUGCUAGCGCGGGAGACCUUCGAGAGCAUUGCUGGAGCUUUCAAACUGCCUUGGUUCUCUAAGCUAACCAUAGUAGCCUCUAAUGACAUCAAUGAGGAAACUAUUCUGAGUUUGAAUGAACAAGGACACAAAAUCGACUGCUUCGGGAUUGGAACACAUUUAGUAACUUGCCAGCGCCAACCCGCUCUAGGGUGUGUUUACAAGCUAACAGAAAUAAAUGGACAGCCGCGCAUCAAACUGAGUCAAGAUGUGGGCAAAGUGACUAUACCUGGACACAAAGAGGCCUACAGACUAUUCGGUGCUGACGGUCACGCGCUGAUCGACCUGCUGCAGCGCUCGUCCGAGCCCGCUCCCGAAGUCGGCCAGAAGGUGCUCUGUAGGCAUCCCUUCCAAGAGUCGAAGAGAGCUUACGUCAUACCCAGCAAAGUUGAACACCUGUAUAAGGUGUAUUGGAAAGAUGGACGUAUACACACGAUGCCAAAACCACUGCAUGAGGUCAGGGAGAGGGUGCAGUCUUCACUCAGAACUCUGCGACAGGACAUCAAACGGAACUUAAACCCAACUCCCUAUAAGUUUCUUAAAUUCCAGGUGGCAGUUAGUGAUGACUUAUACAAUUUCAUUCACGAUUUGUGGCUUCAGAACGCGCCUAUUGGAGAGCUAUCAUGAAAGCAAUGAAAUUAACCCACAGUACACACGAAUAUUACAAUGAGCUUGAAAUAUUUGUCUGAGGAGAACAAAUAUCUUAUAAUUGUAGCAUUAAUCAUGCAAAGUGCAACAACUAGUAAUAUUGUAUUUAUAUUUUAUGUAAUCGUACGUUAGGUAUGGUACAUAUUUAUGUUUAGUAAAUCUUGCCUGUUGAUUUUCUGUAGUACAUACAAACUAUGAGUUUUGUCACAACUGAGAUCCUGAAAUGAUCUUAUUAUAUGUAAGCUCCUUUUCAAGUAUAGAAAAGUUUCAAUGUCGUAGGUUCUAAGCAGUACAGAAUGUAUUACUCUAUAGAAGGGAACCUUAAGGGAGCAAUCACAAUACCUAUCCAAUCCAGAUAUUUUGUAACAUUUUACAAUAGAUGUUUUUCUGAGACAGUUUUUAUCUAUUGUAUAUCUUAGGGCUUAAAUAAGAAAAAUGUUCAGUGUAAAUAAGGUUUUGUCGCAAUCUAAUUACGAGGGCUUUAGCGAAACUCAUGCACAUAUUGUAAAAACUAGUAAUAAACUUUUAUGUCAUUUUAUGGUAUGCCAUAAGUGAUGACUUACCGAUAUUGAUGUACAAAUUAUGUUGUCCUUUGAAUCUAUUUUUCUGUUCAUAUACUAGUCAAAUAGAACAACAUUAUUACUCAUUUCAAUGUAAAAAAUUGCUAUAAUUUAUUUGUUUUUUUAAAGUGCUUCAAAUCAUUUUGCAUUCCUUAUAUUUGGCUAUGUCAGCUUCGACCAAAAUAUUAAUGUAUUUAGUGAGAAACCCUAGCCACCAAUAAAAAUGUAACAGUGAUAAAAAUAUAAAAUUAGUAGUAAUCUUCAUAACAUUCACAGAGCAAAUAUUAUAUUUAAUAUAAUAUUCAGGCUGUAUGCAAUAAAACUGUUUGAAGGUUUAGUUAAGUUUAGAAGAGAGAAACCGUAACAUGUGUACAAAUUGUGUAUUUAUAACAAAUAGUGCAUUUAGUUCACCUUUUAGGUAGAAUACAUUGAAGGGUCGUGAUAUUAGGUUAUUGAUUUGGUUGUUAUUGGCGAAGGAAAAUAAUGUGAUAAUAUACUAUGGACACAUUGAUUACAUGAAAAAUAAUAGAGUUGAACAGAUAUCAUGGUCCUUUAUAUAGUGUUUUAAAUUAUAUGUAUAUGUACUGAAUGAAGUUUCAAUAGAAUUUUAUAUUUACCGACUAUGUUAUGUUGUCCUUAAUAUUUUAUAUCUUUGAAGUUUUAAAGGAUUGUUGUAGAAUGCUUUCGUGUUAGGAUUAAACAUUUUGCACGAGACAUACGAAACUAUAUUAAAUUAUUAUAAUUAAUAUUAUGUUAAAGUGUAUUUGUCACUUAUAGAUAUAUUUCUGUAAGCUUAGAAAAUAGAAUAACUUAGAAAUAGCGGUUGAGUGUUUCGGGAGUAAAUGCCUACUAUUUACUUAGCACAUAAAGAAAAUUGUUGUUAGUGCAAAAUGGCGCUAUGAAAGCGUUACAUUAUGAAGUACACGAAUUAAAACACUUUUGACUUAGCUACGACACUUGGCGCUAAAAAUUGUAGUUUUCUGCACUCCGUCCGCCGCAUAAAGGACAUUUGCCAUGGCAAACAAUACUUAUAAAGUAGAUAAUAUAUUGCAACGCAUAAUUCAGCAAUGUUUGUUAUAAGUGUAAGACCGCUCUUAUUAUCGAAAUCGUUUUAAAUACACUAUUUUUAUAGUCUGAAGUGUGCUUAGCGUACAUUCAAAAUGAUUUCAGGUUUAUUGUAGGUAAGGAUAUUCAAGUACAUGUUUGUAUGUUUGCCUUUGUUGGCAGAAACGAAUAAAAAAUUAUGUUCUAUGUAGGUUAGCACGAGCACUGGUCUAUUCGUGGUGUUAUAUGUGCCUUUUAAAUAAAGUGUACUGAAUGAAAUCUUUUCUUAUUGUUUUUCUAUCGUUAUUUUAGCAUAUUUUAGAAACUUGCUUAUCUUUUAAUUACAUCUUGGGUGAGUUUGAAUGUCAAUAAACCACAUAUGUUUUUC
Trichoplusia ni (cabbage looper) is the source of this 4183-nucleotide messenger RNA. RefSeq names its product nicotinate phosphoribosyltransferase (gene Naprt). The record is from RefSeq and is a predicted model, not a curated record. The transcript is spliced from 11 exons. Bases 350 to 2170 code for a protein of 606 amino acids. Gene Ontology annotation, molecular function: nicotinate phosphoribosyltransferase activity. Gene Ontology annotation, biological process: NAD+ biosynthetic process. Lineage: Eukaryota; Metazoa; Arthropoda; Insecta; Lepidoptera; Noctuidae.